Messenger RNA from Gymnogyps californianus (California condor), 1211 nucleotides. RefSeq names its product centrosome-associated protein CEP250-like. The coding region runs from base 507 to 1211 and encodes 234 amino acids. NCBI's taxonomy places the organism in Eukaryota, Metazoa, Chordata, Aves, Accipitriformes, Cathartidae. The transcript has 8 exons. Gene Ontology annotation, biological process: cilium assembly. The record is from RefSeq and is a predicted model, not a curated record.
AUCGUUCUGCUUGCCAUCGCCGUCUUAGGAUGAGCAGAUAGCACUCCGUGGAAAAGAAACCCUGUCUCAAUUUCUUUAAUGUUAGAGACAGCAAAGCUUCCCUAUAUCGUAACGACUUCUUGUUGACUCUGUCGGCAGCACUGUGAAAUACACUUCGCCGUGCUUGGGCUGUAAAGACUUAGAGGAAAGCUAAGGCAGGAGGAGCCGAGUCUGUUCCAAGCUGCAUUCGCUCAGCUUCAUUCUCUGUGUCCAUCUAGGUCCUGCAGUACCGGACUUGGUGUCGAGAGUUGGAGCAGCAGCUGGAAGCAGGAGGGGGAUCCCUUCCAGGCAGGCGGGAAGCCACAGAAGACCACAGCCUGAAGAAAGCACUGCUUCAGUCGGAAGAGGAGCAGCAAAGGUGUGAGAAUCUGGCAGAAGUGAACGCUUUCCUGUGGGAGCACCUUGAUAAAGCGAAUGAGGUUAAUUCAGCCCUCAAAGAAGAUGUUGGAAAACUGACGGCGGAUUGGAUGAGGGCCCGGGCGGAGCUGGAAUUGAAGGAGAGUGAAUGGCGCGGUGAACGUGAGCUUUCUGACAACUACUUAAGGGGUGCACGUAACCGUCUGCUCAGCCUGUGGCGUCAGGUGGUAACCUUCCGCCGUCAUUUCCUGGAAAUGAAGACCGCCACUGACCGAGAUUUGUCAGAGCUGAAGGCAGAGCAACGGAGGCUUUCUGGAUCGGUACUUGUAAGCUGCUCCCGCCUGAACUCUGCCGUACGGCUCCGGGAGUCCGUCAGUCUGGGUAGACCUGUCCUGAAGGAUCAGGCACAGCAGGAGGCGGAAGAGGAAAUAAGCCAGAAGACUUGGGAAGCGAUGCACUUACAAGUCAAGGGGGACCUGGAGAAGAAGGAGCUUCAGGAGAGGCUGAAGGACUUAGGUGCGCUUGAAGGAAAACAUGCAUUAUUACAGAGUGAGUUGGUAGUCGCAGGAGAGACACUGGAGGAAUCGCACCUUCAGAGGGAUCUGCUGAAGCAAGAGAAACAUGAGCUUACCAUGGCACUGGAAAAGGCAGAGCAGGCAGUAGCAGAGUUGUCAGAGGCUCAGAAUAAGCUGAGCGCUGAAGCAGCUGAUCUACGUGUUGCAACCGCAAAGAUGAGCAGUAUGAAUGAAGCCCUUGCGUUGGAUAAAGUGCAACUGGGCAAACUUGUGUUGCAGAAUCUCCACUAUAAGCAAUAA